UCCUUCACGUUAAUCUGCUUCACGCGUCGUUGGUGUCGGUAAACCACUCCGGCGAGGACAUGGUGUGAUCCGUCCGCCACUAGAGGAAAAGCUCGGCUGCUUCCCGGAGACCCUAACGGGACGGAUCGUGACUAAAGAGCGGCUGUCUUAUCGAGCAUGACGAGGCGGUAUAAGCAGGUCGUCCGGGCCGAGAGAUGAUCUCAGCGUGGCACAGAACAAGGCCUUGAGAGGGAAGAAUGGGCCGGAGCGUCUGGAGCUGCUGGCAAAGUGUGCUCUCCACCGCGGUGCUCUACGGCUCGUUGGCCCUGUUUACGUCCAUCCUCCACAACGUGUUCCUGCUGUACUACGUGGAGACGUUUGUGUCCAUCUACAAGAUCGAUAAAGUCUCCUUCUGGGUGGGAGAGACUAUUUUCCUCAUCUGGAACAGUCUGAACGAUCCUCUCUUCGGAUGGCUAAGUGAUCGCUCCUUCCUCAGCUCUCCUCAGUCAGGUUCUCAGAUCACGUCUCCAGAGGUGGUGCUGAAGCGCCUGAAGGCCCUCUCCACAAAUGGCCCUCUCUUCGCUCUGUCCUUCCUGGCCUUCUGGGUGGCGUGGGCCCGUCCGGGCCUGCAGUUCCUGCUCUGCCUGUGUCUGUACGACGGCUUCCUCACCAUGGUGGACCUCCACCACAGCGCCCUGCUGGCCGACCUCGCCGUGUCCGCCGCCGACCGCACGCGCCUCAACUUCCACUGCUCGGUGUUCAGCGCUCUGGGAUCCCUCUCCGUUUUCCUCUCCUACGCCGUCUGGGACAAGGAAAACUUCUACUCGUUCCGUCUCUUCUGCCUGACUCUGGCGGCGUUUUCCAUCCUGGGUUUUUUCUUCGUGUCUCGGCUGCUGCUGCGUCGCUUCAACAAGGAAGUCCGACCAAAACAAGACGAGGCGUCCGCUCUAAAAGAGCUGAGCGUUGGCCAUGCUCCGUUUACCCAGCCAGAGAAACCCGUCACGAUUGGACAAUACCUGAAGCAGCUGUCCAAACACAAGAACUUCAUGUGGUUCGUGUCAAUGAACCUAAUUCAGGUGUUUCACUGCCACUUCAACAGCAACUUCUUUCCUCUGUUCCUCGAACAUCUCUUGUCUGAUAAAAUCUCUGCCUCUGCGGGUUCAGUUUUACUGGGGAUUUCUUACGUUGCCCCUCACCUGAACAACCUGUAUUUCCUGACACUGUGCCAAAACUAUGGGGUUUACCAGGUCAUCCGCUGGCUGUUCAUGCUCAAGCUGGGACUUAGUGUGGUCAUGCUGCUUGCAGGGGCCGACCACAUUUAUCUGCUGUGCAUCUUCAUCGCUAGUAACCGGGUGUUCACAGAGGGCACCUGUAAGCUGCUGAAACUGGUGGUUUCUGACCUGGUCGACGAGGACUUUGUGGUGAACCGACGUCAGCAGGCUGCCUCCGCGCUCCUCUUUGGGAUGGUUGCCUUGUUGACCAAACCGGGUCAGACUUUCGCUCCUCUCAUCGGCACCUGGCUGCUCUGCGUUUACACCGGUUAUGAUAUUUUUCAGAGGGAGCCCACGAAGGACUCGGUUCUGGUGUCUGACACGGCCUCCAGCUCAGGGACUCCUCCUCUCCGCCUGGGCUGUUUCUACAUGUUGGUUUUCGUGCCGAUCACCUGCGCCCUGCUCCAGCUGGCCGCCUGGUCCCGCUUCACGCUUCACGGCCGAAAGCUGCAGGGAAUCAAGACCCAACGGCAGGGGGCCCAGCAUGGCCACCUCAUCGACGUCAAAGCCAUCUGAACCGGAAGAAAGCCGCACAAAGACACUUUCGGGUCACGGUUUAAAUGUCUUCAAACGAGGCAGGAAGCGGCUGUCUUUGCUCUGCAGCCUCGUUGCACAAACUGGUCUUGGUUUGGUGUAGAGAUCAACGC
Molecule: messenger RNA, 1897 nt
Organism: Nematolebias whitei (Rio pearlfish)
Lineage: Eukaryota; Metazoa; Chordata; Actinopteri; Cyprinodontiformes; Rivulidae
Gene: slc68a1a
Product: major facilitator superfamily domain containing 13A
Exons: 9
Coding region: 237-1766 (509 amino acids)
Source: RefSeq, a predicted model, not a curated record